This is a messenger RNA of Archocentrus centrarchus (flier cichlid), 1058 nucleotides long. RefSeq names its product cholesterol 25-hydroxylase like 1, tandem duplicate 2 (gene ch25hl1.2). NCBI's taxonomy places the organism in Eukaryota, Metazoa, Chordata, Actinopteri, Cichliformes, Cichlidae. The record is from RefSeq and is a predicted model, not a curated record. Bases 1 to 834 code for a protein of 277 amino acids. Gene Ontology annotation, molecular function: iron ion binding; oxidoreductase activity. Gene Ontology annotation, biological process: lipid biosynthetic process. The transcript has a single exon.
AUGGAUCUUGUAGAAACCAGUGUAGAUAUUUGGAUGAGUUGGUUAGGAGAAAAGUCUUUGCUGCAGCCUCUGUGGGACAGCCUGAGGCUCAACUACAGAGACUAUUUGCGAUCUCCACUCUUCCCCAUUGUGCUGACUGUCUCUUCAUACUUUAUCUUCUGCCUCCCUUUCCUUCUUUGUGACAUAAUGGGGGAUAAAUGGCCAUGGGUUCAGCAGUUCAAGAUACAACCGAGCCGUCGGCCAACGGCCUCUGCAUUGCUGCACUGUGCAGGCGUCACUUUGUACAACCAUGUGUUUCUUGUGCUUCCAGCAUCAGUGGCCCAGUGGGCAUGGAGGCCACCCGCGGACCUGCCAGACCAGGCUCCAUCCCUGCUGGAGCUGAGCGCCGGCGUGAUAGCCAACCUCCUGCUCUUUGACUUCCAGUACUUCAUUUGGCACCUGUUACAUCACAGGAUCCGCUGGCUGUAUGUCACCUUCCACGCCAUCCAUCACAAUUACUCAUCUCCCUUCGCUCUUGCCACUCAGUGUCUUGGUGGCUGGGAGCUGGUCACAGUGGGCUUCUGGACCACCCUGAAUCCUGCGAUCCUGAGAUGUCACCUGCUCACUACACUGGCCUUCAUGGUGUUGCAUGUGUAUGUUUCUAUAGAAGAUCACUGCGGCUAUGAUUUCCCCUGGUCCACAUCGCGGCUGAUACCAUUUGGCAUCUAUGGAGGGCCCAGCAAACAUGACGUGCACCAUCAGAAACCCAACACAAACUUUGCACCGCACUUCAGUCACUGGGACAAAAUAUUUGGCACACAUGCUGAUUUCAGCUUCUCUUCAGCUAUGAAGUAAACUAUUACUCGCAGUGAAACCCAUGCUUUUGUGCUUGUUUUUCAAAUGACGUGCCUGUAAAACAUUUAAGUGUGAAUGCUAAAGAGAUUUUCCUUAGUACACAGAGCAAAGCUGCUGUCAGUAUUGUGCUGAGAGUAUUCUGUAUCUUUAGUGACAUUUUGCCAAUUUAAUAUUAUUAUGAAAAUAUUUGAACUAUGUGCAUGAUUUAAAUGCGUGGUUUGUGA